AUGAUUUCAUUUCAGCGUCACCUGCAGUACUUCAGCAGCUCGACAACCAGCCAGCAGAUCACCAUCCUCUCGGCAUUACGGGCAGGCUUGCAGCUCGGUCUCGACUUUCCAGUCGCGCUGUUCCUCUCCAUCGGCAUUCGCGUCCUAUACGGCAGGACACUCAUCUCACCGGUCGUCAUCUCCUCCAUUCCCCCGCACAGUCAUCGCACCCAGCUCGACACCGUACCCCUGGACGAGAAGAAACGGUCGUACUCGGCGCGCGACAUCCUGGCGCUCUACGCUCAAGACCCGAAGGCAGAUCGCGGUCUGAUCACCUCCGUCUUGGAUCGGGCUCAUAUACUGUCCUUCUGGGCUAUCGCCGCUCGGCCGGACCAUAUGGUGGAUGCGGCAGAUCUAAAGCGGUUCAGACAAGGGGGCUGGGAGACGGAUGUGGUGGAGCGCAGAAGGGGGCGAGGGGAUGUUUUGCCGCUCUGGAGGGGAGGACCGAUCAUUGUUCGGGCGCAUAGCUGGUUUGUGCGAAGGCUGUUUGGCGUGCGAGUGUACGAGCGGAGUUGUAGUUGGCUUGGUUUAUAG
Dioszegia hungarica is the source of this 573-nucleotide messenger RNA. RefSeq lists its product as uncharacterized. Lineage: Eukaryota; Fungi; Basidiomycota; Tremellomycetes; Tremellales; Bulleribasidiaceae. The coding region runs from base 1 to 573 and encodes 190 amino acids. The record is from RefSeq and is a predicted model, not a curated record. The transcript has 2 exons.